AUGGAGUUCCAGGACGCAGACGGUCAACCGGUCACUCUGUGUCUCACAGAGACUGUGACUGUGGCAGACCCUGACCACAUGGAGGCAGUGGACACGGUCAGUCUUCAGGCUGUGACGUUAUCAGACGGCUCCACUGCGUAUAUCCAACAUGAGAGCAAGCCUUUCCAGGACACUCACAUCAUGGACGGACAGGUGAUCCACUUCCAGCACGAGGCCAAACCCUUCUCUGAGCCUCAGAUCAUGGACGGUCAGGUGAUCCAAGUGGAGGUGGGGUCAGCAGCCUAUGUCCAGCAUCUGUCUGUCCCAAAGGGAGGAGAUGGUCUGCAGCUGGAAGAUGGCCAGGCAGUUCAGCUGGAGGACGGCACCACAGCCUACAUUCACACUCCUAAAGAGUCGUACGAGCCGUCCGGUCUGCAGGAGGUGCAGCUGGAGGAUGGCAGCACUGCGUACAUUCAGCACACGCUCCACAUGAACCAGAACAACACCAUCCUGGCGAUUCAGGCCGACGGCACUGUGUCCGACCUGCAGGCAGAGGGCGCCAUUGACCCAGAGACCAUCAGUGUGCUGGAGCAGUACACCACCAAGGUGGAGAACAUCGAGAACCCUCUGGUGCCGUUUGGGAGAGUUGAGACGGACAGCGGUGUCCAUAUGAGAAUUGUUCUCCAGGGCCACGACAGCAGACGUAUCACAAACGUGGGAGAGAAGGCCUUCAGAUGUGACUACGAGGGCUGUGGGAAACUCUACACUACUGCACAUCAUCUCAAGGUGCAUGAGAGAUCGCACACUGGAGACAAGCCCUACAUCUGUGAAUACCCCACGUGUGGAAAGAAGUUUGCAACAGGUUACGGUCUGAAGAGUCACUCCAGAACCCACACUGGGGAGAAACCCUACAGGUGUCAGGAGCUGAACUGCUGCAAAUCCUUCAAGACGUCUGGAGAUCUGCAGAAACACACAAGGACACAUACAGGAGAGAAGCCAUUCCGGUGUCCCGUGGAGGGCUGUGGUCGCUCCUUCACCACCUCAAACAUCCGGAAGGUCCACAUCCGGACGCACACCGGCGAGCGGCCGUACUACUGCUCCGAGCCCAACUGUGGGCGAAGCUUUGCCAGCGCCACCAACUACAAGAACCACAUGAGAAUACACACAGGGGAGAAGCCGUACGUGUGCACCGUCCCCGGCUGUGAGAAGCGCUUCACCGAAUACUCAAGUCUCUACAAACAUCACGUGGUCCAUACGCCAUGUAAACCAUACAACUGUAACCACUGUGGGAAGACCUACAAACAGAUCUCCACUCUGGGCAUGCACAAGAGGACCGCCCACAACGACACCGAGCCCAUCGAGGAGGAGACCGAGGCAUACUUCCAGCCCUCGGACGCAGUGGAUGACCCCAGUGUGGUCUACAGCAGAGCAGAUUCAGACUCUGGUCCUGAUCCGGUCUCUGAGGCUCCAGAGCUCAGACAACACUUGGCCCUGGUCACUCAGGAGGACGGUACCCAGCAGCAGGUGAGCAUCUCGGAGGCAGAGCUACAGGCGAUGGGCGGGACUAUCACCAUGGUGACGCAGGAGGGCACCACCAUCACCAUCCCGGCACACGAGCUCACCCACCAGAGGGCGCACCACCUAAGUGACCACAACACCAUCGCCAUGGUCACGGGCGAGGCCGGGGAGGAGCAGGUGGCGAUCAUGACCCCUGACAUGAGUGCAUUUCAAACAGUAGAAGAAGCGGCGUACACCCAGGAUCAGGAUGGAGCUGUGACUCUGCUCGCCACAUCCAACGGUACACACAUUGCAGUACAGCUGAGUGAGAGUCCGUCGCUGGAGGAGGCCAUCAGGAUCGCCUCCAGGAUACAACAGGGAGAAUCUCCAGGCCUGGAAGACUGA
Molecule: messenger RNA, 1881 nt
Organism: Knipowitschia caucasica
Lineage: Eukaryota; Metazoa; Chordata; Actinopteri; Gobiiformes; Gobiidae
Source: the annotation of a GenBank genome assembly